GAUUCUUCUCCAGAACUGGUCCUCGCGGCCGCUCGCCUUGAGUCGGGUCUUCUUGCGGAGCUACCUGCUCAGUGUCCGUAAACAAGCCGAGAGGUGCGCAUCGCAUAGGGGGCGAGAUGCUGCUCAACGCGCUGCAGGUCCUGUCGGUGUUGCUCGUUCUCGCCUACGCGCAGCCUCCGGGUGCCUCCAGGGUGCGCGCCAGUCCCGCCCCCGAGCACGGGCACGACGGCGUCCACCGCUCGGCCCGCUCGACCCUCCCGACGUGGAGGGAGUACUUGAGGUGCGCCGCCGACAGGAAGUGCCACGUGAGGGCGGGCUCCUGCCUGUCGGAGGACUUCGCGUGCAACGAGAUGGCCGCGCGGACCUGCCGGUGCGACUGCCUCGGCUACCCGGGCGCCGGCGUGGACCGCGACGCGUGGGACGACUGCCUGGAGGACUGCAAGAGCGCGGCGUGGCCUUGCGUGCGUGAGUGCGCGAACAGGGACUGGAGCUGCAGGAACCUGUGCCGCCUCCGCUGCCGCUGCGAGUGCAUCGGCGGCCAGGUGAAGAACCAGACCGCGGCCGCGGCCACCGGGACCGGGAGCUAGGCCGUGCGACUGGAGCUGCAGUGACCUGUGCUGCCUCCGCUGGCGCUGUGUGAUCGAAUGCCUCAGCAAUAUCUCAUGUGAUAAAUGUGCGGUGCGUGCGGCCGUGCUGCCCUCCUGCGUGAGAAGUACGGUCGCCGCGACAUCCAUGACCUGUGGCAGCCGCUCGGUAUAGGAGUCCAGGUUAGCCGGUCCGGCUGGGUCGGCUAAUCUGGACUCCUUGCCGAGCAGCUGCCACAGGUCAUGGAUGACACGGCUAUCGCACAGUGGUCUGGCGGCCGGCAUUAUGUCGAAAAUGCCAAAUUGUAUUUAGGGUGUUGCUAUUAUAAUAUUGCAUUUAGCGAAAGUGCAACUGUA
This is a messenger RNA of Frankliniella occidentalis (western flower thrips), 941 nucleotides long. RefSeq lists its product as uncharacterized. The record is from RefSeq and is a predicted model, not a curated record. Lineage: Eukaryota; Metazoa; Arthropoda; Insecta; Thysanoptera; Thripidae. The coding region runs from base 117 to 587 and encodes 156 amino acids. The transcript has 2 exons.